This is a messenger RNA of Myxocyprinus asiaticus (Chinese sucker), 3778 nucleotides long. It is a transcript of the gene ppp2r5b, whose product is annotated as protein phosphatase 2, regulatory subunit B', beta. Gene Ontology annotation, molecular function: protein phosphatase activator activity. Gene Ontology annotation, biological process: signal transduction; protein dephosphorylation. Lineage: Eukaryota; Metazoa; Chordata; Actinopteri; Cypriniformes; Catostomidae. Bases 1602 to 3113 code for a protein of 503 amino acids. Gene Ontology annotation, cellular component: protein phosphatase type 2A complex; cytosol; nucleus. The record is from RefSeq and is a predicted model, not a curated record. The transcript has 13 exons.
UGAAUUUACAUGUGGUUAAAUUCCAAAAUAAGGGCAUUAUAUUUAAUGCGUAUUACAGGAUCAUGGCUUGGCUGAGUCCAUUUUAACGUGCAUUUUGAUCAUAUAUUUCAUACAUUAUAUUUGAAUAAUUUCAUGUGUUUUUUUAUUGGAAUAUACAUUUAUGGAUAAGCCAGUGGAUCCAUUAACUAUUUAAGGUAAUUUCUAUAGGCUAAAACUGCAUGCGGAGGCACAGCAGUUGGGGAUGCUCUCCCGAUAGCCAAAAACGUCACAUUUAGUCUUUAGGUAGGGCAGCGGCACGUCGUCGAUUAACUCAUUUGACAGACCUCGGGUUCAAAAUAUAAUUAGCGAGACACUGAACAAAGAUCAUCGGAUACAGCGACGGGUGCGCGGACGGAAUAACGAACGAAUGAAGCAGGAACAAUGGCCAACCUGACAGUCCCAAAACACAGCAGCUAACAGAGGGGGGAGAGAAAGGAAGAGGCUGUGGUAGAAAACAGCUGUCGGAUGAAAUAAAAAAAGACAACGUAUUGCUUUUAUAGUCGCUUAAACGGUGAAUUCAGUGGCAAAUAGUAACCAUAACACUGCGAUGUCUAGCAGCGGGUCGCGUAAAUGUGCGAGUAAAUAAAUAAAUAAGAGCGUGGCGAGCGUCAUCUGCAGUGUGUAGCAUCUACAUCUACUUGCACCACCUGAAGACAACGACCGACAGUGACUGCUAGGAAAUAAAGAAACGGCGGAAAACCUCGAGCUAUCAGCGGAGAAGAAGGGCGGCAGGCAAAAUCACGGAGACGGUCAACGUCCUUGUGAUACAGAAGUAAUUGAAGAGCGGGUUCUCGUGUUUGAGGGAGAGGAGGUUGAAGGGGGUAUCAGUGCUGCAGCGGCCGCCGUGAUGCUGUACACAUGUAGGCACGUUUGAAGCAGUUCAUCCCCGCCCUGUGUGGAUCCGCCGUAAAACCGAACCGAACCGACGGUACAUUAACGGAAUUUAUAGGGGGACGUUGGAAGGCGAAGAACUAUUGACUGGUAAUGUGACAAUAACCUUUAAUAAUAAGCGAUGUAUACAUGUGUGGAGGAGAUAUUUGACAGGAUUUUUUAAUCUCAAAUGUUCUUUUCAACAUGGAAUAAUCUGGUCCAUGAUAACAGCAUGUUCAUUCCAUCCGAGGUUUAAUACGGCACCGAUUUAUGCAUCCAGUCCAUAAAUAUUUAAAUAAAGAUCAAAUUUAGGCCGAUGACUUUCUGGUGACGACAGUACGGCAGAGAUGUCUUUAUUUUAGCAAUUUAUGUUCACCACAGUAUCUCUUCAUGAAGAUUUAGACAAUUACAUCCACCCCUUGUUAUUUCCGAUGCUAUUUUGGGGGGAUUCAAAGUAACACAAGCACUAGACAAAUUGAACACCAAACGUUUUCUUCCAUCUAGGUUAGAUAACUUCUGUCUCCAGUCCUUCCCUGCUCGUUCAUUUCAUUUCAUUUCACUUUUUUUUUCUUUUCUUCAAUUCAAGAAAAAUAUUUUAAGUCAGUAGCAAGGUAAUAAGACUGUAAGGGCCGAUCCACGCCACUGGCAUCCCUUUCUCGAACAAGCCUCUGCUGAGCACAACCUUUGCAGCGAUGGAGACCCCUACGAAGCUCCCUCCAUCGAGCCCAUCAUCGCCGACCACGGGCUUCUCUGUGCCGAGCGCGGAGAAGGUAGACGGCUUCCCCCGCCGCUCGAUGCGCCGUGCCCGGCAGCGACGGUCCCAUAGCUCCUCACAGUUCCGCUAUCAGAGCUCCCAGGUGGAGCUGACGCCGCUGCCCUUACUUAAAGAUGCUCCUGUGGCAGAACUUCAUGACUUGUUCUGUAAGAAGUUACAACAGUGUUGUGUGUUGUUUGACUUUCUGGACUGCGUUGCCGACCUGAAGGGGAAAGAGAUCAAACGUGCAGCAUUGAAUGAGCUCGUGGAGAGUGUGGCCACCAGCCGUGGGGUCCUCAUCGAACCCCUAUACCCAGAGGCCAUUAAGAUGAUCUCAGUGAACAUUUUUAGAACACUCCCACCCAGUGAGAACCCUGAGUUUGACCCAGAGGAGGAUGAACCAGCUCUGGAAGCCUCCUGGCCGCACUUACAGUUGGUGUAUGAGUUCUUUUUACGCUUUCUUGAGAGUCCAGAUUUUCAGCCUUCACUUGCCAAGCGCUAUGUGGACCAGAAAUUUGUUCUUCAGUUGCUAGAAUUAUUUGACAGCGAGGACCCCAGAGAGAGAGAGUAUCUGAAGACUAUACUGCACCGUGUCUAUGGCAAACUCCUGGGCUUGAGGGCCUACAUCCGCAAACAGAUCAACAACAUCUUCCUCAGGUUCAUUUAUGAAACUGAGCGUUUCAAUGGAGUUGCUGAACUUCUGGAGAUUUUGGGAAGUAUCAUUAAUGGCUUUGCUCUGCCCCUCAAAUCAGAGCAUAAGCAGUUCCUGGUGAGGGUCCUGAUCCCCCUGCACACUGCCAAAUCUCUCUCCAUUUUCCAUGCGCAGCUAGCUUACUGUGUGGUGCAAUUCAUGGAGAAGGAUGCCACGGUUACAGAACAUAUCAUCAGGGGGUUGCUGAGAUACUGGCCCAAAACAUGCACUCAGAAAGAGGUGAUGUUCCUGGGGGAGAUCGAGGAAAUUCUGGAUGUGAUUGAACCAUCUCAGUUUAUCCGUGUGCAGGAGCCUCUAUUCAAACAGAUUGCUGCCUGCAUUUCCAGCCCUCAUUUCCAGGUUGCAGAGCGGGCUCUGUAUUUCUGGAAUAAUGAGUACAUUCUGAGUCUAAUAGAGGAGAACUGCCAGGUCAUCCUGCCUCUGGUCUUUGGCACACUGUACAGAGUUUCCAAAGAGCAUUGGAACCAGACGAUCAUCUCUCUUAUCUACAAUGUGCUAAAGACAUUUAUGGAGAUGAACAGCAAGCUAUUUGAUGAUCUCACUGCCUCCUACAAAGUGGAGAAACAGAAGGAACUAAAAAAAGAGAAGGAGCGAGCCGAGCUGUGGAGGAACAUGGAAGAGCUGCAGGAGAGGCGGCUACAGAGUCUGACCGAAGCCAGCAGAAACCAGAAAAACCUACAGGAAAGAGAGAACACUACCAAGAGCCAGUCAGAGACCAGUGCUGCCAACACCACCUAGAGACCACACACAAACAUACACAAAGUCACAAACAAAUAUCACAACACUGUUAAAACAGUUUUAUCAAUAAUACCGACUCGGGAACCAGUCAAUGCCUCAAUUUCUUCUUCUGAAACACACACACACACAUACAAGGUGCAGACACAUCUAUCAUAAGCACCAGACAGAGCACAUGUACAACAGGCUGUCCAUAUGUAGAUAUGUUACAAACACUGAAGCACACAUCACACACUGAGUGAGAUAUAAAAGCUUAAAAAAAAAAUGGGUACCUCUCACAUGCAUCCAACACUUUCAUAUGCUUUUCAAUCACUUGCCUCUCUGCAUCUUUUCUUUCUAUUCCUACACACUGGGAUCAUGAACUUCAAACAUACCUGCAUGGGGUCCAAACAUGGAAGACACACAUGCGCACACUCAAAAUCAAACACAUACAGUAUGCAUCAUUCAUUAUUGUCAUUCAAGAACUGGCUCUGUUCCUCUCAGGCCCGAUCCGAGGCCCAUCGUGAACCGACCAACAAACUCUGCAUCCUGUCAAACAUGGAAGAGGAUUUAAGUUAAUAAUGAUGAUCCUAAAGAUGAAAAUUAUACAAUUCUAAUGUUCCUACUUCUACAGCUAUUCUAUAAAAGUACCACUUCUAUGCUACUAUAACUGAUGUUUUAUAUACAUA